Messenger RNA from Acanthocheilonema viteae, 271 nucleotides. NCBI's taxonomy places the organism in Eukaryota, Metazoa, Nematoda, Chromadorea, Rhabditida, Onchocercidae. The record is from the annotation of a GenBank genome assembly.
GAGUAAAAUCUGUGGAUUAAAUGAACGUAUUAAUGACGAAGGUGACAUAAAACGGCAGGAAAAGCAUCAUCAGAAUGCAGUGAGUGGUGAUAACAGAGAACGGAUAGAAUCAAAUGCUCCGAACAAUUUGAUUUUGGAACUUCAGCAACGCAUAGGUGGAUCGAAUGAGAGCGCAUUGGCGUUGUUGGAACAACUAAAGAAAUGCCUAAUCGGUGGAGCAGUGAGCUCGAACAUACAUCUUAAUCCAGAAGUGAUUAGAAAAAAUGCUUAA